Messenger RNA from Nematolebias whitei (Rio pearlfish), 787 nucleotides. It is a transcript of the gene fkbp7, whose product is annotated as FKBP prolyl isomerase 7. The record is from RefSeq and is a predicted model, not a curated record. NCBI's taxonomy places the organism in Eukaryota, Metazoa, Chordata, Actinopteri, Cyprinodontiformes, Rivulidae. Bases 46 to 702 code for a protein of 218 amino acids. The transcript has 4 exons. Gene Ontology annotation, molecular function: peptidyl-prolyl cis-trans isomerase activity; calcium ion binding.
AGAGAGAAGUUGCCACGAAGGCAGCAGUACACACAGAUCAGGACGAUGUGGACGUUUCUGAGAUGCACUUUGUGCCUCUUCAUCGCCUCUCAGCUCGGAUUCGGGUCCGUUUGGACCGCGUCAGAUGAGCUGGACCGAGAGGUGAAGAUAGAAGUUCUGUUCAAGCCCGAGGAGUGCAGCAAAAAGAGCAAGAAAGGAGAUCUGAUCAACGCUCACUACGACGGGUACCUGGCCAAGGAUGGCUCCCAGUUUUACUGCAGUCGGACGGACAAAGCGGGCCACCCGCAGUGGUUCGUGUUGGGCGUGGGACAAGUCAUCAGAGGCCUGGACAUCGGGAUGCUGGACAUGUGUCCCGGCGAGAAAAGGAAGGUCACGGUCCCGUCGGAGCUGGCGUUCGGCGUGAACGGCAAAGGUCCGGUGCCACCGAACGCCACCGUGGUGUUUGAGGUGGAGAUUCUGUCCGUGUCCCGGGGACCCCGCAGCAUGGAGGCAUUUGGACAUAUGGACCUCGACAAGGACAAGAGUCUCACGAAGACUGAGGUGAAAGAAUACCUGAAGCUGGAGUACGAGAAGGGCGGGAAGCCCCGCGACGACCCGUUCUACGAGAAGAUCAUCGCCGACAUUUUCCACAAGAGCGACACGGACAGAGACGGACUGAUCAGCUCCAAGGAGUACAAUAUUUAUGAACGCGACGAGCUUUAGUUUAGCGUUUAGUAUUUUUAUAUAAAAUGGAUGAAACCAAAGAGAUCAAUGACAAAUUUAGAAUUUUUUUUUUUUUAUGUGAAAA